AGAAAACUUUUUUGUGACAAGUUUCGUUCUCAUCGUCGUAACCCUAGGAUACUGAAAGGUGGCGUCUUAUUCUUUGCGUUUGACAUGACAACGCACCCGCAAAUCUCCCUUGCAGCACUCCCAGAUAGCUCUCGGGCGCACAUGGACUUUCUCGACUCCACAUGGUUCAAGACCCAUGGUCGAACACGACAAUUUCCGACGCCCGAAUAUGUACGCUCCUUCUUCAGGCCGACACAGCUUCUUCGUCCUGUCAGAUUUGAGGAUCUGGGUCUCAUUGUCAAAUUCGGGCCAGAUAUAUCCAUGACGGAAGCAAUCAAUCUUUGGGUCAUUCGGAAAGUCUUCCAGCAUCUAGUACCAGUGCCCGAAGUUUACGGAUGGAGGGUGCUCGAACGGGAAGGAAAACCCCGCGAAGUCUUCAUCUACAUGCAACUUGUCCAGGGGCCUACGCUCGAGCAACGGUGGAUGACAAUGUCUUUCGAUGAAAAGCAGACGAUAAGCAGCGAUCUACGUGCUAUGGUGUCUUAUCUUCGCAGCUUUCGAGAUAAUGAAUCGGAGCAAUGUAUUGGUUCUAUAUGUCAUGGCUCUGCGCCUGAUCGCUGCUUGGAAGGCUUACCGUUGCUGAAGCCAUUUCCCGCUCGAGUUGUCUUCCAUGACUGGCUCUCCUGGUUGUGGCGCCGGCAUGUUCCUGACCCACAGAGCCUCGAAGAUCCUUGGAGGGACUUGCUUCCAGACGACGGGUCUAUUGUUCUUACGCAUGGUGAUCUGCGUCCAGCUAACAUUAUCGUCACUGCUACGAGUCCUGCCAAGGUUGUUGCGAUUCUUGACUGGGAGCAGGCAGGUUGGUAUCCGGACUACUGGGAAUAUUGUAAAGCUAUGUUCACAGCUUCAUAUAAUGGAGAGUGGCGUGGGUGGAUUGAUCAGUUUUUAGAUCCACACACGGCCCCUUUGGAAGCAUUCAAUUUCUACACGCGUACCCUUGGUCAACUUUAACAUUCACGCACUCAUAGAGAAGAUAAUAGUUUAAGUAGCGUUGAAGCAAUUCUCGAGAUAUGGAACAGAUGGGUUGCCACAAAACUGCCUUUAUAUUGCGAUUGGUUGAGAAAAAGCAGAACAACUAUCAGGAAACAAGCAGCCGGCUCCACGCAAGACAACGCAUUUCUACAUGCGAAUCACAACGAGAGAAACCGCCAAAC
This is a messenger RNA of Cucurbitaria berberidis CBS 394.84, 1193 nucleotides long. Its product is annotated as phosphotransferase family protein. Bases 85 to 990 code for a protein of 301 amino acids. The transcript has 2 exons. Lineage: Eukaryota; Fungi; Ascomycota; Dothideomycetes; Pleosporales; Cucurbitariaceae. The record is from RefSeq and is a predicted model, not a curated record.